AUGGGAUUGAAAGCAGCUAUCAGAGAUCAGGUAAUGGGAUUGAAAGCAGCUGCCAGAGAUCAGGUAAUGGGAUUGAUAGAAGCUACCAGAGAUCAGGUAAUGGGCUUGAAAGCAGCUUCCAGAGAUCAGGUAAUGGGAUUGAUAGCAGCAACCAGAGACCAGGUAAUGGGACUAAAAGCAACAACCAGCAAUCAGGUAUUGGGAUUGAUAGCAGCUAUCAGAGAUCAGGUAAAGGGAUUUAAAGCAGCAACCAGAGAUCAGGUAUUGGGAUUGAUAGUAGCUAUCAGAGAUCAGGUAAAGGGAUUUAAAGCAGCAACCAGAGAUCAGGUAUUGGGAUUGAUAGUAGCUAUCAGAGAUCAGGUAAAGGUAUUGAAAGCAGCUACCAGAGAUCAGGUAAUGGGAUUGAAAGUGGCUACUAGAGAUCAG
Molecule: messenger RNA, 426 nt
Organism: Sphaeroforma arctica JP610
Lineage: Eukaryota; Ichthyosporea; Ichthyophonida
Exons: 1
Source: RefSeq, a predicted model, not a curated record